AUGUCUAGAGCAAAAGUACCACUGGAUUUCAAUCCAUAUGAUGUGCUGGAAUUGUCAAAGGAUUGCACUGACAAAGAGGUGAUCAAAGCGUAUCGGAAAAUAGCGCUGAAAUGGCAUCCUGAUAAAAAUCCAGAUAGAAAAGAAUUCGCGACGCAAAUGUUCCUGAAAGUAUCGAGAGCUUUUGAGAUACUUAGCGACUCAGCUGCAAGAGGGGCAUAUGAUCAGGUUAUUGCUGCCAAAUCGGCGAAGGUCUUGUACGCUCAAAGAAGACAAGAAACAGAAAAUGCUAAUCGUAGAAGGUUGCGAGAGGAAUUGGAGAGGAGAGAAGCCGAAGCUGCAAUCAAGACUCAAUUAGAUGCUGAAGAAGCGGUCAAAAAUUUUGAAAAAGAGGUUGAACGACUUCGAAAAGAAGGAUCAAAAUUGCUCCAAAAAGAACGCGAAAAUAUUGAAAAGGAAGUACAUUCAAAAGCGAAUUCAGUUGGUAAAGUUGCAUUUGGAGAUAUCUCAGUUAUAGUGGUUUCAAAAGCGGGAAAGGGGUCAGCCAUGUUGGAUUUUCAAACACUUCGAGAUCUGGAAGGUCUUAGUAACGAAAGUGGGCUUGCAGAAGCUCCUCUCAAAAUAACUUGGUUAUCGGAACGACCUAAAUAUUCCACAUUUUCAUCUAUUCCAAAACAACCUCAAACGAAAGAAGUUUAUGUUUCUCAUUCACAGUUUUUGGAUUUCGAGCAAGAAGUUUUAGCAAAGAUGAUAUCAGGAAGUAAAAGGAAAUUUGAUGAAACUUGA
Dracunculus medinensis (Guinea worm) is the source of this 783-nucleotide messenger RNA. The record is from the annotation of a GenBank genome assembly. NCBI's taxonomy places the organism in Eukaryota, Metazoa, Nematoda, Chromadorea, Rhabditida, Dracunculidae.